CUCCGAGCAGACAGAGGAAGAGACGGCGGUGUCGGAGGGGCCAUAUUCCCCCUGAUAGAGCUGUAUUUAAUACACACUGGUGUUGUUUCACACGGUCAUUUAAAGUCUGUAUACUGUGGUGUGUGUGCGCUCGGUGUGAGGAUGUCGGCUCAGGCUCAGAUGAGAGCGCUGCUUGACCAGUUAAUGGGCACAGCGAGGGACGGAGACGAGUCCCGACAGCGGGUGAAGUUCACGGACGAGCGAGUGUGUAAGUCUCAUCUGCUGAACUGCUGUCCACAUGACAUCCUUUCUGGAACCCGUAUGGACCUGGGCGAGUGCUCCAAGAUCCACGACCUAGCUCUCAGGGCCGACUAUGAGAUCGCGUCUAAAGAGAGAGAUCUGUUCUUCGAACUGGACGCUGUGGAUCAUCUGGAGUCGUUCAUUGCCGACUGCGACCACAGAACCGAGUUGGCGAAGAAACGCCUUGCUGAAACUCAGGAGGAGAUCAGCGCCGAGGUCGCUGCUAAGGCAGAGAAGGUGCACGAGCUGAAUGAGGAGAUCGGGAAACUGUUGGCAAAGGCAGAGCAGCUUGGUGCUGAGGGGAACGUGGAUGAAGCUCAGAAGGUUCUACAGGAAGUGGAGAAAGUGCGCACGAAGAAGAAGGAUGCUGAGGAGGAAUACAGGAACUCUAUGCCUGCUUCCAGUUUCCAGCAGCAGAAGCUCCGUGUGUGUGAGGUUUGCUCUGCCUAUCUGGGUCUCCAUGACAACGAUCGCCGCCUUGCUGACCAUUUUGGUGGGAAACUGCAUCUGGGCUUCAUCCAGAUCAGAGAAAAGCUGGAGCAGCUGAAGAAAACGGUCCUGGAUAAGCAGGAGCAACGAAACCAGGAGAGACUGAAGAGGAGAGAGGAGAGAGAGCGUGAGGAGAGGAUGAGGAAGAGGACCAAAUCACGCAGUCGGGAGCGCAGGAGGUCUCGUUCUCGUGAUCGUGAGAGGGAGAGGAGACGAAGGAGAUCUCGCUCGUCCUCAAGGGAGAGACGCAGGUCAAGAUCUCGAUCUAGAGACCGAGAGAGACGCAGGAGACACCGAUCACGCUCCAGAUCUCACUCGCAUUCUCAGAGAGAACACUCACACAGGUCUUCACGGGACCGUCUUAACGGGAGGACUGAGUGCCGUCGCUCCGGGGACAGAGAAUCUGGAGAGCUCUGAGGGCCGUUACCCGACAUCAUCUGUCACAGUUAUCAUGGGAACUACUGUGUGUCACACGGCUAUGCGUACAUAUUCUUUCCUCCCUCAGCUUUUUUAUUUUUUUUUUAUUUACUGAUACACCGAUGAGUGCAGUGUUGAGUCACUGCUCUUUAUUCCCCACAUCCUUGUCAGUGGAAUGAACAUCAUUGCUUUGCACCAUGUUUUCCAGUGCAUUCUGGUCUUUGUAGUGUUUAUAUUCUGUUUGGGGUUUAAAACAGCUUUUACUGAAUUCAGCCUGUUGGUUGAAAUUAAUUGUGGACCUGUACACUCCGUGUGUGUGUGUGUGUGUGUGUGCGUGCGUGCGUGUGUGUUUGUGUGCGUGGGCAGCUUCCGCAUGAUUUCCCAAUCAAAAGGUGGAGAUAUCGACACCCCACACUUCUACAGGAGCAGUUUAGAGUACCGCGUGAUGAAUUUAAUAAUGUAGGACUCAUAAUGGUGCACAAUUCUACUCCUUAUUUCACUCGCUUUUCUUUUAUAAACCUGCUCUGAUUCUUCUCGUCCCUCUCUAACGCAUUAUUAAAUGGAUUUUAUCAA
Messenger RNA from Tachysurus vachellii, 1758 nucleotides. RefSeq names its product LUC7-like (S. cerevisiae) (gene luc7l). Bases 142 to 1185 code for a protein of 347 amino acids. The transcript has 10 exons. Gene Ontology annotation, cellular component: U1 snRNP; U2-type prespliceosome. The record is from RefSeq and is a predicted model, not a curated record. Gene Ontology annotation, biological process: mRNA splice site recognition. Lineage: Eukaryota; Metazoa; Chordata; Actinopteri; Siluriformes; Bagridae. Gene Ontology annotation, molecular function: mRNA binding.